AUGUUGUAGUGGUUAUGUGUUGACUUGAACAUACACUAGAUGUUGUAGUGGUUAUGUGUUGACUUUAGUACAGACUACAUGUAGUGGUUAUGUGUUGACUUUAGUACACACUAGAUGUUGUAGUGGUUAUGUGUUGACUUUAGUACACACUAGAUGUUGCAGUGGUUAUGUGUUGAAAUUUAGUAGAAACUAGAUGAUGUAGUGGUUAUGUGUUGACUUUAGUACACACUACAUGUUGUAGUGGUUAUGUGUUGACUUUAGUACACACUAAAUGUUGUAGUGGUUAUGUGUUGACUUUAGUACACACUAGAUGUUGUAGUGGUUAUGUGUUGACUUUAGUACACACUAGAUGUUGUAGUGGUUAUGUGUUGACUUUAGUACACACUAGAUGUUGUAGUGGUUAUGUGUUGACUUGAACAUACACUAGAUGAUGUAGUGGUUAUGUGUUGAAAUGUAAUAGAAACUAAAUGAUGUAGUGGUUAUGUGUUGAAAUUUAAUAGAAACUAAAUGUUGUAGUGGUUAUGUGUUGACUUGAGCAUACACUAAAUGAUGUAGUGGUUAUGUGUUGAAAUGUAUUAGAAACUAGACGAUGUAGUGGUUCUGGGACAGCCGCUGAUGUGCUGUGCUUUGAGCGCUCCCACAGGGUAUCAAUGCCUCGGCUCUGGAGAAAGAUAUUGGAGCGGAUCAGUUCCCGGUCAACGAGCACUACUUUGGCCUGGUCAACUUCGGCAACACCUGCUACUGCAACUCCGUGCUGCAGGCGCUCUAUUUCUGCCAGCCCUUCCGGGAGAAGAUCCUGGCCUACCGCAGCCAGCCCAGGAGGAAGGAGAACCUGCUCAGCUGCCUGGCAGACCUCUUCCACACCAUCGCCACCCACAAGAGGAAGGUGGGCGUCAUCCCGCCCAAGAAGUUCAUCACCCGCCUUCGCAAGGAGAACGGAGGACAAGAAGCAGGACAAGACUAAUGGCCGCCUGGCCAACGGCACCUUAGACUCUCAGAACAACAACAACAACAACAACAACCAGCAGCAGCAGCAGCAGAAGACCACCUGGGUGCAUGACAUCUUCCAGGGCACACUCACCAACGACACCCGCUGCCUCACCUGCGAAACGAUCAGCAGCAAAGAUGAGGACUUUCUGGAUCUUUCUGUGGAUGUGGAACAAAACACCUCCAUCACACACUGCCUCAGAGGCUUCAGCAACACUGAGACAUUGUGUAGUGAGUACAAGUACUACUGUGAGGAAUGUCAGAGCAAGCAGGAGGCACACAAGAGGAUGCGUGUGAAGAAGCUGCCCAUGAUCCUGGCUCUGCACCUGAAGCGUUUCAAGUACAUGGAAAAGCUGCAGCGCUACACCAAGCUGUCCUAUCGUGUGGUCUUCCCACUGGAGCUCCGCCUCUUCAACACGUCAGGUGAGGCCACCAACCCUGAGCGUCUGUACGACCUGGUGGCCGUGGUGGUGCAUUGUGGGAGCGGUCCAAACCGAGGUCACUACAUCACCAUCAUCAAGAGUCACCACUUCUGGCUGCUCUUUGACGACGACAUCGUGGAGAAAAUCGAGGCUCAGGCCAUCGAGGAAUUCUACGGCCUGACGUCAGAGAUCUCCAAGAACUCUGAGUCGGGCUACAUCCUCUUCUACCAGUCCAGGGACUAGACCAUGUGACAGCAAGCCCCGCCCCCCAGAUUGUGCUAUUUGUAUCAAAUGCACUUUUGUCAGCGAGCAGGACGAUCCUCAUCCUCAAUUGUUUUCUGUUUUAAAGAAAAACCAAUAAAGUUGUCAUUCUUCCUGCU
Molecule: messenger RNA, 1789 nt
Organism: Nerophis ophidion (straightnose pipefish)
Lineage: Eukaryota; Metazoa; Chordata; Actinopteri; Syngnathiformes; Syngnathidae
Product: ubiquitin carboxyl-terminal hydrolase 12A
Exons: 8
Coding region: 651-1652 (333 amino acids)
Biological process (GO): protein deubiquitination
Cellular component (GO): nucleus; cytosol
Molecular function (GO): cysteine-type endopeptidase activity; cysteine-type deubiquitinase activity
Source: RefSeq, a predicted model, not a curated record